Lates calcarifer (barramundi perch) is the source of this 5621-nucleotide messenger RNA. RefSeq names its product myosin IIIB (gene myo3b). Gene Ontology annotation, cellular component: myosin complex. Gene Ontology annotation, molecular function: ATP binding; cytoskeletal motor activity; protein kinase activity. The coding region runs from base 304 to 4134 and encodes 1276 amino acids. Lineage: Eukaryota; Metazoa; Chordata; Actinopteri; Centropomidae. Gene Ontology annotation, biological process: protein phosphorylation. The transcript has 33 exons. The record is from RefSeq and is a predicted model, not a curated record.
AAACCGCACUUUUUGGUACUGAUAAUUUCUUUGUGUUCUGUUCAAGUUUACCUAAGUGGUCCACUGCCUUUUGUUGGCCUCAUACUCCGGGAGAAAUCUCACUGCCAUGUGACCGAGUAUUUGCAGGGUAAUUGGGUUGAACUUUCAUAACUAGGGGAGGCCCUCUGGAUAAUGACCAAUGGCCGCAUAAAGCCUCUGUUUUCUGCCAAUUAGACAAAGAAAAAACACUUUUAGUUUGGAUCUGCGGAGGAAUUUUAUCCGAGUAAAACCACCAACAUUUUGCGACAAGUUUCAUGACGAGAGAUGCUGGUGUUACAGGCGGUGCUGCAGCGAGCGUCAGUGGACAUUUCCUCAUUAACUCCCUGUCCAGAUAUUAGAGAUGGAAAUACGGAGGCAGCACAAUCAAGGAGGUCACUGUAUGGACUGUAUCCCUACAAGUCCAGCAUGAUAGGCCUGGAAAACCUUGGCGACCCAUCAGGUAACUGGGAUAUAGUGGAGACCAUCGGUAAAGGAACAUACGGUAAAGUCUACAGAGUGACCAACAAGAAGGAUGGAAGUCAGGCAGCAGUGAAGGUGCUGGAUCCGAUCAAUGAUGUGGACGAGGAAAUAGAGGCAGAAUACAACAUCUUGAGAUCCCUGUCCAACCACCCUAAUGUGGUGAAGUUUUAUGGCAUGUUCUACAAGUCAGACAACCUAUCAGGUGGACAGCUGUGGCUGGUACUGGAGCUGUGCAACGGCGGCUCUGUCACAGAACUCAUCAAAGGUCUGCUCAUGCGAGGCCAGCGUCUACAGGAGCCCGUUAUCUCAUACAUCUUAUACAGCGCCCUCUUGGGUCUCCAGCAUUUGCACAACAACCGGAUUAUCCAUCGUGACGUCAAAGGCAACAACAUCCUCCUGACAACUGAGGGAGGAGUCAAGCUGGUUGACUUUGGUGUUUCAGCUCAACUGACCAGUGCACGAUUGCGGAGGAACACAUCAGUUGGGACUCCGUUUUGGAUGGCUCCUGAGGUCAUAGCCUGUGAACAGCAGUAUGACUACUCGUACGACGCCCGCUGUGAUGUGUGGUCGCUCGGCAUCACGGCCAUCGAGCUGGCAGACGGAGAUCCCCCACUGGCUGAGAUGCAUCCAGUCAAAGCCCUCUUCAAGAUCCCACGAAAUCCCUCCCCUACAUUACGAAAUCCAGAACAAUGGUGCAGAAGUUUCAGCCAUUUCAUCGGCCAGUGCCUGAUAAAAGACUUUGAGGCACGUCCAUCUGUGACCCACCUCCUGGAGCAUCCCUUCAUCAAGCAGGCCCACGGCAAAGAUGUGGCACUCCGUCAGCAGUUAGCUGGUCUCAUCCGGGAGCAGCAAGAAGUGGGCUGCAAAACCAAAACCAAGCACGAGCGGAUCAAUACUCGUAAAACCCUCAUAAUAGAGCGCUGUCCUGAUGAUGAUCUGGUAAACCUGGAGUUCUUAGAUGAGGAGACAAUAAUCAGCCAUCUCCAGAGGAGGUAUGAUGAGCUGCAGGUGUACACUUACGUUGGAGACAUUCUCAUUGCUCUCAACCCUUUCCAGAAUCUCAGUAUCUACUCUCCCCAGUUCUCUAAGCUGUACCAUGGUGUGAAGCGGGUUGACAACCCUCCACACAUCUUUGCUACUGCAGAUGCGGCCUACCAAGGCAUGGUGACGUUCUGCAAAGACCAGUGUAUCAUAAUCAGUGGGGAGAGUGGUGCUGGAAAAACAGAGAGCGCUCAUUUGAUUGUUCAACAUCUGACCUUCUUGGGAAAGGCAAACAAUCGGACGUUGCGUGAGAAGAUCUUACAGGUGAACCCCCUCGUUGAGGCCUUCGGAAAUGCCUGCACAGCUAUCAAUGACAACUCCAGUCGCUUCGGGAAGUACCUGGAGAUGAAGUUCACACCGACUGGAGCGGUCAUCGGGGCCAAGAUAUCUGAAUAUCUACUGGAGAAAUCGAGGGUCAUCAAACAGGCCAUGGGGGAGAAAAACUUCCACAUAUUUUAUUACAUAUAUGCUGGGCUUUACCACCAAGACAAGCUGAAGACGUACAGGCUACCAGACAGGACACCUCCCAGGUACAUUGACAGUCAGCACUGCAAAGUGAUGCAAGACAUAGUCUCCAGCAAACUGUACAAGGAGCAAUUUGACGCAAUACAGGAGUGCUUCCGAAACAUUGGUUUCACUGAGGAGGAAGUCAACUCUGUUUACAGAAUUCUCUCAGCCAUUUUGAACACAGGCAAUAUUGAAUUUGCGGCCAUCACAUCGCAACACCAGACCGAUAAGAGUGAAGUGCCUAACUCAGAGGCCUUAGAAAAUGCUGCAUCUCUCCUCAGCAUUGGCCCUGAGGAGCUCCAGGAGGCGCUGACCUCUCAGUGUGUGGUCACCAGAGGUGAGACCAUCAUCCGCACCAACACCGUCGACAAAGCCACCGACGUCCGAGACGCCAUGUCCAAGGCCUUGUACGGACGCCUCUUCAGCUGGAUAGUCAACCGCAUCAACUCCUUGCUGCAGCCUGACAUGAAUAUCUGUGCUGCAGAGAGUGGCAUGAAUGUGGGAAUCCUGGACAUCUUUGGAUUUGAAAAUUUCAAAAAGAACUCUUUUGAACAAUUGUGCAUCAACAUCGCAAACGAGCAGAUCCAGUUUUACUUCAACCAGCACAUAUUUGCCCUCGAACAGAUGGAGUAUCAGAGCGAGGGGGUGGAUGCCAGCCUGGUGGAGUACGAGGACAACAGGCCCAUCCUGGACAUGUUCCUGCAGAAGCCCAUGGGUCUGUUGUCCCUGCUGGACGAGGAGAGCCGCUUCCCUCAGGCCACUGACCAGACCUUAGUGGAUAAAUUUGAGGACAAUCUGCGCUGCAAGUAUUUCUGGAUACCAAAACGUGUGGAGCUUUGUUUUGGAAUUCAGCAUUAUGCAGGAAAGGUAAUGUACAAUGUGAAUGGAUUUUUGGAGAAAAACAGAGACACCCUCCCUGCAGACAUCGUUGUGGUGCUGAGAACAUCGGAGAACAAACUUCUGCAGCAGCUGUUUUCCAGCCCCUUAACUAAAACAGGAAAUCUGGCGACGUCCAGGGCCAGGGUCACCGCAGCCUCCAGAUCUCUGCCACCGCAGCUUGGCUCAGGACGUACCAAGGUGGACACCAUGGAGAUGAUGCGUCACCCAGAUGAAACCACCAACAUGAGGAGACAGACGGUGGCCUCCUAUUUCCGUUACUCCCUGAUGGACUUGCUGUCUAAAAUGGUAGUGGGUCAGCCACACUUUGUGCGCUGCAUCAAGCCCAACGACGACAGGCAGGCACUGCGUUUCUGCAAGGAGAGGGUGAUGGUGCAGCUGCGCUACACGGGGAUCCUGGAGACGGUGAACAUCCGCCGGCAAGGCUAUUCCCACCGCAUCCUGUUUGAAGACUUUGUCAACAGAUAUUACUACCUUGCAUUUCGGGCUCACCAGAUGCCUGAGACGAGCAAAGAGAAUGCUGUAGCCAUCCUAGAGCGAGCCAAACUAGAAGACUGGGUGCUGGGGAAGACAAAGGUUUUUCUCAGGUACUACCAUGUGGAGCAGCUGAACCUGCUGCUGAGGGAGGUGAUAGCACGAGUGGUGGUGAUGCAGGCUUACACUAAAGGCUGGCUGGGCGCCCGACGUUACCGAAAAGAGAAGGAGAAGAGAAACCGCGGGGCCAUCAUCAUCCAGUCAGCCUGGAGGGGCCAUGUUGCUCGGCAGAACCUCAAGCAGAUAAAAAAGGAGCGGGACGAGGCCGCUAUCCGCAUACAGUCAGCUUACAGGGGCCAUCGGGUGCGUCGGGACCACAGACCCCAGAGGCGCAGAUGUCACCCUGAGGCUGGAGGAAAGACCACCAAGGAGGAGCAUAUGAGGUCUAACAGCCCAAAGAGCAAAGAGGCACAUACAGAUCACAUACAUGGAGGAAAUGUUGGCCCUGACAGCCGAGACAGACAAGUGAAAGACUUCAAGAGAGACAAAGGCAGAGCAGAAGACAGUGUAACGAAGCCUUGCAGGGAGACAGCUAGACUGCGAGACAUGCAGUGUAAACAAGCUCUUAAAACGUCUUCCCACAUGUCCUCCUACAAGGUUUGCAGUCACCAGGUGCUGCUCCACAACCCACCACCACCACCACCACCACCAAAGUAGCAGCAGCAGCAGCAGCAGCAGCAGCAGCAUCACCACCGUAUCAACACGCAUCUGCCAGACAAAUGAUCCACCCUCUCCAUGUUCUCUAGACAAAUACUCUCCCUCCCUCUCGCUGUCUCUCAGUCUUUUGAUUUAUCUGUCUGUCUCCACAUAUCGCCGCGUCUCAACCGGAUGCCUUCAGUUUUAGGCAAAUUACAGGACUCGACAUAGCGGCAGCAGAGAUUUGGAAGGGAUAGGAAAGACUCAACUUAACGGAAGGAGUUGCCUCUGUCUGACGCUACCUACGUAAUCCUCUUAAUGUCAGUGGGAGUAGUUAACAGGAUGUACUUCCAAACUACUCAUCAUCACAAUUCCAACAGAAUAAUCUCCUCAGACGUAAAAUCAAGGUGGAAAAUGAUAUUCCAAGUUUUCUGUAAUUUCGUACACGUGGCUUGAGUCAUUUGAUGUAGUUUAACAAAGUUUUCCUGAACGCAAAGCCUCAUUAGUUCGUUAUUGUUGUUGACAAGAUUCAGUUUUAUGUAUUUGAAUAAAUUAUAUUUUAUCUAACUGAAUUAGUAGGAAUCCCACUGAUCAGGAGAGAAAAAGCUUAAUGCCAUCAGUUUGCAUAUUUAAUCCAUUUUUGGCACGGUUCCCCUGCCAUUCACGUCUCCGUCCUCACUACUUACUUUUUCUUCAGGAGUCAAAGUUCCAAAUCUGCUGUCAGGGGAAAUGAUUGAUUUCAGUGUGAAAAAUUGCUUGUAAGUAACAACAUCCUCUGCUCACAUUAGUGAAAACAGAUGCAGGAACUAUUCUUUUUCAGUAUUAUCUGCAGGACUUGACCAGUUUGUCUUAUAAUUUAAAGCACAUGAGUUGCUAUUUAAGUAUGAUGUUCAAAAUGAAGGGAGCGGUAAUAAAUUUAAGGAACCCUGAAAAGUUCUGGAAAUCCUCUUUAGCCUCAGAUAUCUGUUUAGGGUCUUUGUUUGCAAUGGAGGAGUAAUGUCUGUGUUAGUGUGCAUGCACGUGUGUGUGUGUGUGUUUGUGCACAUGUUUGUAUGCAUGUGUGUUAGUUAGCCUGUGUGUGUGUGUGUGUGUGUGUGUGUGUGUGUGUGUGUGUGUGUGUGUGUAAGAAGAGGCGGUUGUGAGGUAAAGAGAGGGGUCUGGGUUGCACAUGCCUCAUUUAGACAUCAAAGGCCCCUGCUGAUGAUUUUUCCUUAUAAUCCAUGCCUUUUGGUGCCUCUGCUCCCUCCAUCUGAAUAAACAAAGCCCAAGUGGUUCUCUGUGGUCUGGGAGAAGUCAGGUGAUUGCAGCACGUGAUUUGGGAAGUAAAUCGAUACAUCUCUAAUUUAUUCCACUAAAAAUCCCUUUUAGCAGCUCUUUUAUGUUGUUUCUUAGGAGCAUUUUGAUUUUCAAGGGAUUUCAAAGUGGUAUUUAGAGAUGUAAUGCAAGUCAUCUGCUGCUCUUUGAAAAUGAAAGAAACACCUAUCUCAAAAAGAAUUCCAGCCCUUUUA